GGUAACUGUGGCAGUCGGAAAAAAAAGGCUCAGGGUCGCAGCCCCCAUCGUCUCACCCAUUCAUCGUCCCCUCGGUUUUUCAGAGCAAAAAAACGAACAUCUCCACUCUUUCUUCUCAUCGGUUUUCUGCCGCCAGUUGCAUGCAUUUAUCGUCUCCCAAAAUGGUUUGCGAGACUAAAAUCGUUGCGGACGAACACGAUGCUAUACCUGGGACCAAAAAAGAGUCGAUAAUGUGGAGUGCUCCGGCUCUGAGCGAGCAGAAGGAUGUGCGCAGAGAUGCGGUUUUCAUCCGCGAGUUCGAGCGCGGAGACGAAGAGGAGGUGCGGCGCAUCUUUUGUGAGGGUAUCAUGGAGCGGAUACCCAACACGGCGUUCAGAGGGCUCCGACACCAGCCCCGGAUCCAGUUUCUAUACGCUCUUCUGACUGUAAUGUGCUUUUUCAUGACCAAAUCCUUCACGCUGACAUGCUGCGCCCCAAUCAUUCUCAUGGGCGCGCGCUACUACUACAGCAAGAAAGUUAUCCACAAUUAUCUGGACUGUGCGCUGCACUCGGACAUGGCUGACAUAGAGGCCUAUUACAUGAGACCUUCAGGCUCCUCUUUCUGGGUUGCUGUUUUUGAUGGACGUGUCGUGGGCAUCGUCGCGGCACAGGGCCGAGAAGACGACAACACGGUUGAGCUGCGGCGCAUGUCGGUGGAUUCGUGCUACCGUGGCAAAGGCAUUGCAAAAGCUCUGGGCCGCCGUGUUUUGGAGUUCGCUGUGCGCAACAACUACGCAGCUGUGGUCCUCGGCACGACAGCCGUCAAGUUAGCCGCUCACAAGCUGUACGAGUCACUGGGCUUCCGUCAAACCAGCCAGAACCCGGAUCACCGGCUUCCUGGGAUGAGCCGCUCACCACUGGAGAGGCUGUUCUUCCAGAUCCGCCACAGCCGCUACCGCCUGCAGCUCCGUGAGGAGUGAGAGAUUGAUGGAAGAUGUUGAAAAUUGGAGACGGAGGGGGAGAGAGAGAGAGCAACGUCCUUCCCUUGGCAGAGAACCAUGACCACAUCCUUACCUCUGACAGUGUUUAUUUAUUACCAUAUUAGAUAACAGCACAUCUCAGUCUUCACAGUCACCGAUGGUUUUACUAUGAUUUGUGUCUUGUUCUUCUAUUUUUUUGUAUGAUACUUUCCAAAUUUCGACUUUUUGGUUUUUAAACAUCCAAUUUUUUUUUCCCAUUACCUUCCAUGCUCUUUUGUUGAAAUGCAGGUGGCUAAAGACACGGAGGCACCCUACCCCUUCCCCCGCCCCUUUACAAAUCAUGAGAUGAUCAAUACUCCCAUUUAAUGCCGUUCAACAAUGCCUUUGUUGGCCCUCCUGCAUUACCCACUGCUCGUCCCUCCCCAUGCCCCGCUCUGCAACAUCCUACAGUACAGAUUUAAACAAGAACAUGGGGGGGAGAAGGGCACGAGGGUUCUCUUUAGAAAAGCUUGCAGGGCCCUUUCUGUCUUUCACUCUCUACGCUAUUUUGGAGUGAGGUGUGGACAACAUACACACGCAAACCUUGUCAUGUGGUUUUUGGCCAGACUGUUCAGUCAACAUAUUGAAGCACAGCAAGAGUGUUUGACCGACCCCCAGAGUGAGAAGGAAGAGCGGAUGGAUUCUGGGAUAUACACUGUGUGCCUUGUGUACUUAAUAUUCUCAAAUAACACAUUGCAUCUUCCAACAAUCCUGCUCUUUGUUUCCCUCUCUGGUCAGUAGAUUGGGCGGAAGCAUCCCUCCCUGCCUUGCCCUCGUAACUACUUGUGCUGAGACUAGUGGCGAUGCUCUCUGAUGGGUCGAGGUGACCAGCGGGUGGAGACUUACACUGACACACGGCAAAAUGAAAUACUAUGCAUGACUUUGUGAGUGUGUGUCUGCGUGUUAACGUGUGCGCAGCGAGAAGUGUGUGCUUUUGUGUUUCUGAGAGUUUGAGCAGGCUACAAUCACACAUUUGACGGUGACUGUGGAACCGAGAGUUUUGUGUGACACACAACAUCGUCUGGCAUUGAGCGAACUCAAUAUCACUGCUUUAUAUAAUUGUUUACUGGUUGAAAAUCUAAAACACUUUGGGAUUUUUCUAGUUCUUGACUAAUUCUAGAUGAUUUUAUAACAGAAAAUAAGCCAGGAAAUAUGCAAUUUUUGUCUUGACUAUAGAGUUGGGUUAGACAUCAAUAUUAGCAAUACCUUCAAACACUCAGAAGACAGUCGAGCACAAAAUGAGGAUUAUAUUGACUUGAAGUGCUUUUAAUACGACCCAUUUCUUAAUUCUGUAAAAAGUUCAAAAGUUGUAGCAAGGUGUUUCCUUCUCCAUGUCCAACCACCAAGCAGAGUCGGUUCAGUUUUAUCAUUCAGCACCACUGUCUGAUGCAGAACCAUUUGUAAAAAGUUUUAAAAGACCAUAAAAAGAGCACAUACAAUAUUUCCUAGCCUGUUGAAUCUCCCAACCUCUGAGUGUCAUCUUGAGCAAGAACCUUCAUCAUUGUCUGCUGACCUUUUCUUGUCUCCUUGAUCCCCCAUUUCUGCAUGUGUGACUGAGCUAUGAUGCAUUGCUCUUAUGCUUCAACCCUAAAAUCCCAGACCUGCAUCACGGUCCUGACAAAUUCCUGUGUAGUUAUGAGGAGGCUUUAUGAGUGAGUAAGCAACUCUGUGACUGUGGCGCAUGUGUGGGAAAGCAGACGCUCACCUCGAUGCUGAUGACAUCCUGCCUGCCAGCUUACCCCACUGCAGAAUGCAAAAGCAAUGCAAUGUGGCAUGCGUCUGUACCCGCUGUGUGUACGGUGACUGCCCUGAAAAGUAAGAAGAAAAAAAAUCUGGUAUAUAAAUAUGGCAUAAUGAAAAAUAUAUAGAGAGAUAUAAGCAUUUUUAUGAGUAUUUAAGAUAGGCAAUCUUAAAAUGUAACAUCUGCAUGAACUGUAUCUUUUAAUGCAAGUGGACCUUCAGGGCUUUCCUCCUGAUAUGGCAUUGUGAGCUAAACGGAGAGAAAUGCUUUUAUACCACGACAAACUAGCUGGUUCAGUGAGAUUUAUGGUGGGCUACAUUGUUAUUUUCAUUCACUGGCUUCAAUGCGGGUCUGGGCCACUGAUUGAGUUUCAUGUUGAGCGUUGUAUGAAAAUGCUUCAGCAUUAUCUUGAAAUAUUCCUGAAAACAAUUUGAAUAUGAACACAUUUAAAAGUACACCAUUACAAAGGGAAUUACAUUGUCUAAAAACAUUCUUUAGGUCUCUGUUCAUCUCUUUGAUCAAAAUUUUGAAUGAGCAAUAAAUUCAAAGGGACCUAGAUGAGCAGGAAUACCGAGGCAACAUGUGGAGGAUUUCUUUUUGAUGGUUCUGUUCUGAACUUGGUUGAUGCUGAGCAGCCAGAGUGCUUUCAUGUGCCUAAAGCAACAGAUACCACUGACCCACUUUCAGGCAGAAUACACCGUAUUUUAGAUCUUAACUGCAAAGCAAGCAGCAGAUGAACACUGCGGCAAAUUCUUUUUGGUUGGUCUUUAAAACCUCAUCAUACUUUAAGUGGUGUCCCAAACAGACAAACUGCCUCUCGCAUGCUGGUGUGGAGGUUCCCAACGCAAGCUGGACUGUGAAGAGAACUGUGGUCUGGGUGAUGUGGUCUACUGAAAGAAUGUGAAAUCUGUUCAUCCUGAGCCAUUUCUGCUGCUGUCAAUGUUGUUUGUGUCGGGUAAACUGUUGAAUCAUGCUUUUGCUGGGUUGAUAGUCACACACAAGACAUUUUUAAAAACAGACUGGAAUCACACUGCAUGGUUUAUGUUGUUCAAUGGUUAUUCUGAAUUGUAAAAGACAAUGCCUAUACAAACUAGUUAAUUUAUUAAAGCAAAGUCUGUCUUCUACUCCUCAUGUGAUGCUUUGCUGUGAAGUCACAUGGCUUAUUCGUCACUCCUGUCAUUCAUUUGUAUGCAAUUUCCAUACAAGUUUGCUGAUGUACAAUCUGAAAAAACAACUUGUCUCUUUCGAUGGUGUUGAUAUUAUCGGUGACUUUUCAAUAAUCUGGCCACAACAGCAGUGUGCAUAUGCAUGUGAAAUGAUUCAGCUGCCAACAGCAUCCUGAAGAGAUCCCAGACUCAUUCUUGAGCAUAUCAAUGGUUUCCAUAUCGACUCUGGCUGCUGCUGAUGAACACAUGCAGGUUGCAGCUGUGAGGCAACAUUCCAACUUACAAAAGGUUGUAUUUGUGUGUUUGAAACCAAAACAUCUCAUUAUUGCUAUUAGAAUAGAGUCUUUGUAUUAUGAAUGUAGCUCUAGAAUCCAACACAAAUCAUUUGAUGCUCGCAAAAAGUAGUCACACACUCAAAACUGCAGAUAUUAAAUGUCAAAGGGUGUUCCAUAGUAGAAAACAACAAGUCAGAUUUGAAGUAGAAUCUGACGGACAUCAAAAGGGCACAAGUGUACAGAACCAGUUUGUUUAAUGCUCUACAGUAUUGAAGGCUCCGUGUGCCAAGGUGUGAAUGUAACUGCCAAGCUAUAAGGUUUCUUUUUUUUCUACAGAAUAUUUUUCUUGUGGAUCUUGUGGGAGAGCAGCUCACCGUUCCUCAAUAACUGAACCACUACAUUAUCACAGGUGUGAAUGUAAAUACGUGUACCUCCAUCAGUUCCCACUGUGUAGUGCAACCUGUCAUUUAUUUGAGUUUCAUCGUAUUCUCAAGUGUUUAUUUGCCAGUGAAGAUGGCUGCUUUGUGGAAUGUUCCACUUCAUGUCUGGGGGGAGGGUGAGGGAAGAAUGUGACACAUUGCCAGUUAAUUGGGGUGAGCAUGGUGGGAUAUUGGGGGGGUCUGAGGAAACCGCUCACAACAUGGACUCCCCCUCUCUCUCCACCUCUGGUGAGGAAUUGCCCCCACUGUGGAUUAGACAGAAGGACUCAUUCUGGACAGAGGCCAUGGUUGCCAAGAACACAUGAGCACUUGUAGCACAACCGUGUCUUGUUUUGCUAUUAGAGUACAGGUUGGACUUUGUUUUUUUGUUUUGUUUUUUUACAUUUCAGAUGAAGAACAAGGAUGAUUUUUUUCCACACGUUACGCAAACACCUUGGUUGUAUGAUUCAUCUUCUGAUGUACGGCUCCGUCUUGAAGAAGGGAUUAACCAAAGGUGACAGUGAUGCUGCAUUUUAUUGCUAUUUUAUCUUUAAGAGUAUGUGUUACAUUGAUUCCUGCCCAUGUGCCAUUCUAUCAAGCAAUAAAUAUACAAGGAGAAGAAACAACAUUUAUUGACGAUAUCAAAGUGCCGCAUUGCUGUUUAAUCCAUUAACCUGCAUGAUGAAGCGGCAAUGAUGCCCUCAUGUUACUGACAUUACAAUGUUGACAUGGCCUAAAGGAUGUUUUUUCUUUUUUUUUGUAUUUUUCUUCACUAAAGUGUCAAAUCUGUUUUUUUAACCACAAAGGUUGACGUGCAUAUGAAGUAUGUGCAACCACAUUUGUGUACAGAUGUCGAAACAGAGGAUCAUGCAGAGCGCAGUGGUGUGUGCUGAACGAUGAGAGAGUUCAAGCAGACAGGGAAGAGACGGUUCUGGAUUCUAUGGCAUCUGUUGUCAGUGACAUUGUCUUUCUUGGGGCACUACAUGUACUGACUACUUUGACUGUCUUGAAUCUGUCAGGACCUUUUGAGUUCUGAAGUAUAUUUUGACUCUGAAACCGGUUUAAAUAGAUUCAUUUAUUUCAUUUUUGUGAUUCUUAACGCACUUGCCUCCUCUGUAUUACCUGACAAACAACAAUCCACUUCCAGGGAUGAGUGCAUGUCACUUGGACACCUGUCCAGUUGGCCCUCUCUAAUGGGGUCAGACGCAGCCCUCUUUGUCUGCUUGAACUCUCGGCUUGUCAAAGAGGGAAAGUCCUUUAAGCAGUGGCAGCGCAGUGAGCCGAUCACACUAGCCAUGAAUGUAAGUAGGUCUGGACUGAGCCAUCUAGCCACAUGCUGCUACAGUGUACGUGUCUCUGUCUGACCUGGAGCUCAGUCAUGGUGGUUAUCUGUUGCCAGGAAACCAACCUGCACAAAGCACAGCAGGGACUCGAAACGCAGCCACACAGCAGUGAAGCAGGCAGGUCAACCAGCAGGCUACGAUGGAGAAGCAGAAGUGAGGAUUCAUGGACAGCUGAAUGAGAUGGGCCAACGCAGUGGACAGGGAGAACAUCUUAAUUGGGAACACGUUACACGAGAAAGCAAAUAUGAGGGAUUUGAGAGACGAGACCGUAGGUCAGCGAUGAGCAGGUGAUUAAAUUAACAGUGCCUGGGGCCCACUUUUUCAUGGGCUAACGUGAUGGAAGAAGAUGAAAAAAGCCAACUGAAGCUUGAUAUGAUGAAAAUUGAUAUCUACAGAAAGAAUUUCAAAUAGUUUAGGUGCUGAGUUUUGGGUUUAGUAGUGAUCAGUUUCAUUUCUGCCAUUCAUUUGGAAGCGAGCUGCGUAACCACACUGAGGACAUGACUCAGAGUGUGAUUGUUCUUUUUUUUUUCUCUUUUGUACUGAUAAAUGGGAAACUGUAUAGAUGUAAAGAUGGUAUUUCUUGCAUUAUGAUGAUUCAAACAUGGAUGUAUAUAUUGUAUCGAUUAAAAAGAUGAUGCAUCAAACUUUUAUUUGUUGC
Messenger RNA from Synchiropus splendidus (mandarinfish), 6600 nucleotides. RefSeq names its product N-acetyltransferase 8-like (gene aspnat). Gene Ontology annotation, cellular component: mitochondrial membrane. The record is from RefSeq and is a predicted model, not a curated record. The coding region runs from base 141 to 959 and encodes 272 amino acids. Gene Ontology annotation, molecular function: L-aspartate N-acetyltransferase activity. Lineage: Eukaryota; Metazoa; Chordata; Actinopteri; Syngnathiformes; Callionymidae. The transcript is spliced from 3 exons.